ACAUUUGGUAUAGUCUUCGCCCUGCAAAAGCAGUUUUGCAGGCCGUAUUAUAAUGGGAGAUAUUGUGUCUGCUUUGUAUGAUCAAUCCAAUACGAUUCAGACACCGGUCAAAGGUUUAUAGGCCCACAAUCAUCGCACUGGCCAUAUUAGCCCUAACACCGGCUUUAAUAAAAAUCAGGGAAAUGACUCAAACGUUUUGAACUGAAUCACGUCAUAUAGAUUAUGAUCACUAACCUCUCUAACAAAAGGACUAGCUGGAGUCUGAAGAUGCGGAAAAAUCGAUAUUAAAUGAGUACAAUCGGCAAAAUCAAAAUGACUUUGGCUGACAUCGCGAAUGUACACCAUUGUCUCAGUUUUCUGGGCUUCUUGGGGGUAAUCGCGCCUGACCACGCACAAUUCUCAGCCGCACAUAUUAACGAGGAUAAAAGAAUACGACAUUAUGAAUAUCACCAAGAAAAGCUACAGCUUGAGUGCCAUGACAAGAUGGCUCGCAUCGCCGCCAAAACUGCAGGAGAUGUCUAGCUCCAAAGUUUAUUCCCAAUUCUCCAAUCUUCAAUGUUGAAACACCUCCCGCGUCUUGCCUCAUCGAAGAGAUAAAUGUGACUAUUAUGAAAAAGGUCUUUGCGACCGCAGAAGAACUUUCGGAUCACUCGACCCACGACACGACAAAAUGGAAGAAAAAUGUACGUACUGGAAGGAGUACCAAUUGAUUAUGUCCAGGCUUUUGGUGCACGUUUUGAUGUCGAUCUAGAUAUUUUUGAUCGCAUGCUAUGAGAAAGAGUGGACUAUUGAGCAAGCGUAAAUUUCCAGCGAUACCAGGGAAGGCUCGAGCUUUCGCAUUGGAUCAUCCAGAAAUAACAACAAAUACUUUUCUACAUCCUGGAGAGGGCACCGGAGAAGUAUUUGGCGAUUUUAUGCUACCGUGUCAAACAAUAGAACUUCCUGAAGCCGAGAGUGAGAAUGAAUCAAGCAUCAAGUUAUGUCAUGUGACUUUGGUAUCCUUUCUCACAGAUGUGGGUGAGAUUUGUAAGAUCAGCCUUCAUUUUCUGUGUGUAAACAUGCUGAUGAUAUGAUAUUAUAGCAUUGUUACUUCUAGACAACCAGCCGGGGGAAAGAACAGGAGCACAAUUCCAAGCCACGAGCUACCAGGGUGUACUUGCAAAUGCUCUGAAGAAUCUCCCAGAGGAAAAGAAACAAUGGAAACCAUCUCGUAAUCAUGAUCCGGCUUCGACUGUAGCGGAUCAGAUUUUUGACGCUGCACAAUCACCGGGUGGCACAUUAUUUUGGGAUUAUCUGGCAGAAAUCAUCGCCGACAUCGUGCUCAGGAAAGGGAGAUUCGCUUUGGAUGAAGUCAUUGGGCAUGCAGGAUCGUUACUUAUGACGAAAUUAAUCAAACAUUUGAACUUCUUGGGUUUAACGUAUGGACUUUGGAUCGCCUGGGGACUAUGUGGAGCUUAAGACCUCGUUACGAUGGGUUGAAAGGAUUUAAAAGACUUUCGGCAAAGGCGAAAGGCUAUACAGAAUUAUUUGUGUGGGGGCAGCUUUUGGAGGAGGGGUUUGGGACGAAGGCUAAAUCUGAGAACGGAACUGGGGAUGAUGAAGGCGACGGUGCCGCCUCGGCAGCUUCUUCAAGGUCAGUGUGCAUAUUCGUGGAGGGGAGGUAGAUCUAGAAACACGGCAGAGUAUCAACCGAAUUACCUACCUUGGUAGGUUUCUCCUUGCUUUUUCAAUAAUCGCAGCAAUAUUUUCGAUGGGCGGUAAUUUCCAGCCAGGUGGAGAUCAGUUCUUCAUCUUCUGGAUUAUUGCUAUUCCUGUUUGCAUGCUCACAACUGCUUUAAUCUACGCGGAUAGCAUCCGACGAAUGACCCUGGAACAAUUUGCUCAGACGUAUGGGCCCACUGCCGUAAAAGAAGAGCCAGAUGACCUGGUUGCCUCAUCAAUUUCUGAUAGCGAAAUCAUUUCAUACAAAGCGGGUAUCAGAGAACGCCUUGUUUCACAUAUACCGGGUCCUUGGAAUCGAAGUAGACGUGCUACUUCAUCUUCGAGUGUUGGCUAUACCGAUAGUAGUACCAGUUUCGAGUUAGACUCUGCAAGCAGCCCCCAGCUGCCACUAGAUCUGUCCGUAGAUGGCGAUUUAUUAGUUGGCAAGAAAAAAAUGGAGCCAAGGUCAUGGAGUUGGCGAUUCUGGAGACGAAACCACCUGAACAAAAGCUGGGACCUGGAGGAAGGAGUCAAUUUUGUGCGUUCAGACCGCGCGGGAGGGUCUUACCAUAACGUACUGGAGCGCAUAUUCCUAGGAAAUCCUCUCGCAGAGCCUCCUUCAGAUGAUCAUCCUCCGAUCGCCGGUCCAGCUCCUCCAGAAAUUCCUUCAACUAGUCCUCCAUCACCCAUUCCUGCUCCGUCGUUAAACCCAUCUAUACCAGACCCUGCUGAUAUACCACUACCUCGUUCACCUGAUUCAACUUCUGAGGACUGGCGCGAGCUAGGCACUUCUGAGAUAAUACGCCACGAAAUAUCUCGAACACCGGAGUCUGCCAACUCAGAUUAUGCCACAGAUCGUGAACGACUUUCAUUGGAAAGACGCAUGAAAAAAAUGAUGAAUGGAGGUUGAUGAGAAGACAAAAAUGGGACUACCAAGGUAACCUAGAUGACGAUGAUGACGAACGAAUCAUCGAGCGAGAGAUCAUCCAUGAACGCCUGCGCGAUUCAGGGAAGUCUACCGACGCGAUUGGGAAAGAACUGACACUAGCAAGAACGCUAAGAGGUUGGUUGAUGAACAAGAAAAGAAAGAUGCCAUGGAAGACACCGCGAGAGAUGACGACUUCAUCCCAGAAGACCGAGGAAGAAGACGUGAACGUUUCUCAACACGACGUGUACGUCAUGGAACGUAUAAUAACUAUCCGGAACGACGAGCCCCGGAAGCGGAUCCUAUUGAAGUGCCAGUACCGCCAUCACCAGAAGAACUAACAGACGAGGAUCGCUUUAAAAUGAGGCUAGAGAAAGAAAAACUAGAAUAUAUAAAAGGGCUAAAGGAAGAAGCACAUCAAAAGAGGAUGGCGGAUGCAAAAGAAGAAUAUGUAAGGAAAGAGCAUGCGAGGAGAAAAGCAGAAGAAGAGUAUAAAAAGAAAGAAGCCGAGGCGCAUAAAGCUGCAAAGGGGAAAGACCGAGCAUGCUCACCCGAGGCACCUGACAAGAAGACCCUAAUGCAAGUGAUAAAGUUCAAGGAUGCUGUAGGCAGAAAAUACACCUUCCCAUUCCACUUAGUGUCGACAUGGGCUGUAAGUCAAUCAUAUUGUUUCCUAUAUUUGAAACUACUCAUAUUUUGAAACUUCAAACAUUACUUAUUGAUCGUCAACAAUUUAGGGAAUUGAAGAACUAGUAAAACAAGCUUUCCUUCAUGUUGAUGUACUCGGUCCACAUGUAAACGAAGGUCACUACGAUCUCGUUGGUCCUGAAGAUGAAAUCAUCCUUCCUCAAGUCUAGGAAUCAGUCGUUGAACCUGGUUGGUCUAUAUCUAUGCACAUGUGGCCACUGCCUGAACUAGAACAACCUGGAUGGAAAGCAGAGGCCCCAGGGCCGCCUCAUCCUCCUUCCCCCCGCAAGGAUGUCGUGCUGGCUUUCCACUGCCUUUUCCACCACCCGGAAUUAUGGAGAUUAAGCCUGGUGUUCCGAUGCACGAGUUCAUUCCGAAAUCAAAGAAAUCGGCACCUGCUGGGGGUCUGAGCUGGAUGACGGGAGCACCUACUUCAAAAGCUCGCAAGAAACAUAAGUCGGUGCCGACACGAAUAGGCCCACCACCGUCCCUAUCUGGAAGGCGGGAGUCUGAGGAAGUCAUCGUAAUAGAG
Messenger RNA from Sclerotinia trifoliorum, 3845 nucleotides. The record is from the annotation of a GenBank genome assembly. Lineage: Eukaryota; Fungi; Ascomycota; Leotiomycetes; Helotiales; Sclerotiniaceae.